CAUUGUCAACACAUACGAUAAGGUCAAAUAUUUCUUCAAAAUCCAAAAAGUCAAAAUGUUCUGAUGUACCAAAUUGUGAGAACUGCAAUGAAGAUCAUGACAAAUCACAAACUGAAGAAAGAUCUCCAAGUGUAAUGUCAGUCAAAUCAAAUAUUUCCCAUAUUACAGAAAGAUCCAAUAAGUCACAUGCCACUGAUAUUACUGAAGACAUUGAUGAAGUCACAGAUGUAUCUACUGAAGAGCAUGUGGCAGAAGAUGUAGUGAGAGCAGAUAGUGCCAUUUCAGCCGGAUCUGCAAAGUCACAUGGCUCAACACGAUCUACGAAAUCAAAAGGCACAUUUCCAGGUGAAGGAAGUGCUGACGAAAAAAGCACAAAGGCCACAACAAGUUGUACAUCAGCUAACAAAGAAAAUGUAGAGCGAGCACAAAGUUCUAUGUCAGCAAAGUCAAGUGGUUCAAGGAGAUCUACAAAAGGAUCUCGAGCUUCUGCUGGAAAUCCGGCUGAGGAACAUGCUGAAGAAGAAACUGAGGAGAGGUCACCAAGCAGCAUGUCGGCCAAAUUAAACAAAUCAAAUGUUUCUGUGUCAUCAAGGAGCUCGACAACAUGUGAAAUAUCUUCAGAAUGCAACAAUGCCAAUGAUUUGGAGACUGUACAGAGAUCUCUAAGCUCCUUGUCAGCAAAAUCAGCCCGAUCCACCAAAUCACUGCAAUCCAACAUUUCUUCAAAAACUGCUAAGUCAAAACCCUCUGUAGGCAAAGAAAGUCAUGAAGAGAACGUGGAGAAAGAAACAACUGGAGCCUCCAAUAUAUCUACUGAAAAUUGUUUAAAUGACACUGAUGAAAAUACAGCAGAAGACACAGAGAACAGAGCAAUGACCUCAAUGUCUGCCGAGUCAAAUGCAACAUCAGUAUCUACAAAAACAAGAGCCUCUCAAAAAUCAGGGAAAUUAAAAGUGCUGGAGCAGGUAGCUGAUAAGGCAGAUCCAGCACAGAGGAGUCCAAGUGUUUUAUCAGUGAAGUCAAACACCUCAGCAAGAACCAAAAAAUCAAAUAUAUCUGGAACAGCCCCCACUGAAACGGCUGGACAUGAAGAAGAAGCUGAUGACAGUGCCAUGUCAACCAAAUUGGUUAGUUCAACAAAGUCAAAUAAAUUACAAGGUCCAGAAAUCACUACUACAAACAGUUCUGGCCAUCCCAAUGAAGAGAAUACUGAAGAGAUAUCUGAGAGAGCACAGAGUGCUGUGUCAGCAAAAUCAAAAAGGUCAGCAAAAUCAACAAAAUCUGACAUAUUAAACAAAUCAGAUGUCCCCAUCGUGACUGUUGGGGAAAAUGAAAACAGAGUGCCUACAGCCAUGUCAACCAAGUCCAAGGCUUCAUCUUCUUCAAAAAAGUCAAAAACAUCUGAGAUCAGUGGAAAGAAAAGUGCAACAGCUGCAGAUGUCUCCUCUGAGCGGACCAGUGUUUCUCCACUAAAUUCAGAAGUAAUGAAGCCAAAGGAAAAGAGCCGAUCUACUUUGCACGAAAGCAGUAGUCACUCUACAACAAUCAAGUCAAGUAAACAGAACAAAGAAAAUCCAGCUUCCAAAUCAAAGUCUGGAAGUCAUUCAGCAGUGUCAGAAACAAGUCAGAGAGCAAAGCAGCAGAAAGAAAAUGAACCACAUGUCUUAUCUCACACAGAGUCAAAUGAAAGUGACUUGUCACAAACUCUGUCUAGUUCAGAUAUCAUCAAAGAGAUCUGUGAGUCUCCAGCACACAGUCAAUCAAAACGUAAUGUUCCUAACAGGAUAAAUGGUGACCUGAAUACUAAGGAAAGCGGUGGAAGUGUCACUGACAAGAAAACUGACAAAAGCAGCAAAUAUCUGCACAAGAGCACCGAAGCUCAUGAUUUUGACCUGGUCCCAUCUAGCCUACCCAACGCAUCCCCUACUGAGGUUGUAAAUGAAUGGCUGAAAACACUGCCAGCAGAGGGUGAAUUAGAUGACGUAGAGGAAUUUAAUGAAAACCACGAUGGACCAAAAACUAACCCCGCAACAGAAGAAAUUAACAGAGUGGAUACUGUUAACAACCCAACUGAGAAUUCAAAAGGCCCAGUAGAAGGAGAGGCAAAGAAAUGUGUUCCUAAUAAUGACUGUGAAACAAGCAAAGAAACAACAAAGGAAGAUAACGCCUCUACUGACGCAGACAAUGCCUCAACAGUAUUUAACUCUUCCAUACAAGUGAUGAAAGUCCUUUUAAAUCCAAAGCUAGACAGAUGCAACAGUUUACCAGAAAUUUCUCCAGCUUAUGGACGUAAGCUGAGCUCCUCAGCUAGAGGUUUUUUGGAUUGCCUUGUGAAGCUGCAGCUAAUAGACCGUGAUCCAAAAAAUGCCAAUGAAAAAAAUGAAAGGUAUCAAGAACUUAUGGGUAUUCUUCAGUCCCUUUGGCUUUGUGAUCCUCCUGAAAAUGAACAUGCAUUACGGAAAGAUGAUCACCAUUUUGCAGAUGAUGAUUUCAAUCAUACGUCAUCCUCUGGCGUGGAUGUCAACAGUGGCUCCACAGGCUCCGGGAACAGUAGUGAUGGUAUAAAGAGGGGCAAUGACGUGAAUGGUGAUGUUUCUCAGACUCACGCCACUGUGGAUAUGUUUAUGAAGGUACAACAGGUGUGUGAAGUUGAAACAGAUGCAGAUGUUCAGAGCACAUCAGUAAGAAAGGCAGAAGGAAUGUGUGAAGAUAAGCAAAAGGAAGUCUAUCCAGCAAGCACUGAUAGUCUAAGAGAACAAUCUGAAACACCACAUUCCUCAAACAAGAGUUCAAGAAAUUUCAGCGAGGGCCAAAAACUCCCAGAAGCUGAAACCGAUUCUUCAGAGAACAGCAACUCUGAGAGCCCUCUCCUCAUAGAAAGAGAAGAGCUAGCUAAAAUGAUUUCACAAGAUGAUCCUGCUUGGGUCUUAACCUUAUUAAAUAAGAUUGAAAAACAGUUCAUGACUCAUUAUAUCAAAGCGAUGAAUGAGUUCAAAGCUCGAUGGAACCUGGGAGAUAAUGAGCAGCUUGACAGUAUGAUUAAUGAACUUAGAGCUGAGGUUCACAAAAGAAUCCAAGUAAGUAUUGACAGGGAACUGUGGAAAAUUCAAACUCAAAAAGGCCAACCAAGACCUCCAAGAGAGACAAAAUCCAGUGUUUCAACGACACAAGCAGAAGAGAGAAGACGGAAACUGAAGGUCAACCUCAAACCAUCGACUGAUUCACAUGCAGAAAAAAGCGAUGAUUCAGCAACAGGGACGUCUUACAGUGACCAGCGCAGUGAAAACGACGAUGAAUGCUGUCAAUGCGAAACGUGCAUUAAGAAAAAAAAGACGUGUAGGGCACCUCUUCAGGGAGAUUCGAUGACAACUGUACCUGCUGCCACGGCAAUCAAGUGUGUAUCUCACCCUGGAAAUAUUCAUGAAACACAAGCGGCAGAAACCCUUGUGGAAAAAGUUAUUGUUAAAGCUUUAAGGGAAGUGGGAGAAGUACAUCCGGGCACUGAAGAUAUCUCUACAUUUGCAGCAGAUGAUAUGCAUCAAGAUGCAGUUCAUGAAGAUGUUUCUGAAAAGAAUGAAGCAAAAGAACAUGCUGCCAAAGAAAUGCCUGAAAAAACUGUUGCUGAAGAAAAUAAGGAGGAGAAUGAUGCCAAUGACAUAGGUGAAGUACGAAAACAAAAAGAUGAUAAGUCAUUUGAGUCAUUUGUGGCAUCAGCAACUAAACUGGAAUAUGACAAAGGAGGAGCAAAGAAUGAAUGGUUGACAGCAAAGAACAUAAUACUGCCAUCAAUGCAGUUGAUCAUGCAGAAGAUGAGUGCUAAUGAAAAGGAUGCCACAGCUGAUGAAUUGUUACAUGAACCAACAGAAUCAGGGAAAAUUGUGCAAAUUGUAUCCACAAAUGGAGAAGAAUUUGCUGAAGCUAUCAGGUCAAAUGAUGAAGUCCCAAAACAAGAAGAUACUGUAUAUUAUAAUAAGCCUGCUCUAAUAAAACAUAUUGUGGUUACGAGUGAAGAUGACCCUAAGGAAGACACAGUAGAGACUAUUCUGACAUCUGAUACUAAGCAUGAACCUGAGGAAGAAGCAGCAAAGAAGGAAUGGUUAACGGUAAAGAAUACGUUGCUGCCAUCAAUGCAGAUGAUCAUGCAAAUGAGAAUUCGGAAAGACCAGCUGAUGAAAGCAGAUGGAAGUGAUGCAACAGCUGAUGAACCGCUAAAUGGACCGACAGAAGAAGCUGAAAGUGAAGACACUGAAGACUCAAGUGAAGAGAAGUCUAAGGAAGAUGUUGCUGAAGGUACCAUGGUUCAAGAUGAAGACACACAUGUCGCAGGAGCAACAGCUGAGCAAAAUCCAAUGCCAAAAGAAAGUAAAUCAGGGAGGUUUAAGGUAAAGAAGAGAGUGCAUAUGAUGCAGGAGGAAGUGGUGAAUGAAGAUUUAACUAUAGUUGAUGAAUUUGUAAAAGAAGAAGAAGAAGCAGGGUGUAAAGGUAAACUUCCUGCAGAAAAUGAGAUUGCUGGCUUGAGUGAAGAUGAGUCAGGUGAGGAGUCUGCUGAAGCUACUACUACUGAAAAUGAAACUACAGCAGUAGAAACCACCACAGAAGCUGCAAGUGAGCAUGAAUCGGGGACAGAUGAGGUCUGGGAAGAAAAAGUACUCCCUGAAGAAGAGAAAAUGUCUACCAUUAGUGAAGACGAGUCUGUGGAUGAAAGCAUUGAUGACGAAUCUACAGAAGAACCAGGUGACCCAGCAACAACUGAGGAUGAGACAGCUGCAGAAAAGGAGAUUGGUCUCACAGGAAAAGCUGAAUCAAAGUAUGAAAAUGCUGAAGAUGAAAUUGCAAACAAAGAUACUGUUAUGGUAGCCUCAACUGAUCAUGAAUCUGAGGGUGAGGAAGCUGUGGAAUCACUGAAGGUUGAUGAUGGAGAAGAGACUGAUGCUACCAGUGAAGAUGACUCUGACUCUGAAGAUUUAAAUGCCACCACAAAUGAAGAAGACGAGGAAAAUGAUGUCACAAGUAACGAUCUGUCAAAUGAACCAUCUGAAAUAGCAACAACUGAAGAUGAGUUCCUUGUAGAAAGAGAGACCGCUGCUACAAGUGAGCAUGAACUUACGGAAGGCACUUACGAAGCAUCCACAGCUGAAGAUGAAAAUGUACCUGUGGAGAGCAGCAUGGUGGCCACAAGUGAGCAUGAAUCUGAGGAAGAUGAGGCUGUGGAAAAAGGAACAGUCACUGAUGAAGAGAAGAUUCCUGCUAUCAGUGCAGAGGAGUCAGAGGCUGAAAACGAUGACACGAACAAAUCGUCAGAAGAACCAGAUGGAGUAGCAUCAGCUGAAGACAAGGCAGCUGCAAGGGAAGAGAUUUCUUCAGCAGGAAAAGGUGACUCAAAGGAUGAAACUGCAGUGGAAGAAACUGACAAUGAGGAAGCUGUGAAAGCAGAGGAUGCUGACAAUAGAGAAGAGAUGGGUGCUGUCACUGAAAAUGAUUCAGGAGAAGAUCUAGAUGCCACCACAAAUGAAGAUGAGACAACCGAGGAGGAUGACACCACAGAACCAGCUGAAGAAACAACCGAAGAUGAACGCGUGAUCGAAACAGAGAUUGCUGUUUCAACCGAGAAUGAACCUAACAGAGCUGCUGCUGAUGAAAACGUGGAAGAAACCACAAGUGACAAUGAAGCUGAAGAUAAUAGUGCAGCAGAAGAGCCUGAUAAUACUGCAACAACUGAACAUGACUCAGACACAGCAGUGGCUGUGGACACCGCCAGUGCAAGUGAAUCUGAGUCAGAAGAUGAGGCUUCUGAAGCAAAAGAGAGUGCUGUCACAAGUGAAGAUGACCUGAAGAAAGCUGUUGUUGAGGCCACUCAGGAAGAGGCAGCAGAAGAUGUGACAGAUGCCGCCGAGCACGAAUUUAACAAAGACACCAGUUCAGAUGAGUCAGAUGUGAAGGAAACGGAUGAAAAACUGAGUGAAGAUGAGAUUGCUGAGCAAAAGGAAAUUGCUGCCACAAGCGAAGAUGAAAUGGCAGAGGAAGCAGAUGAAACAAGUGAUGAGUCAGACAAGACAGAGUCGUCUGAAAAAAUCGGAGAAAGCAGCGCUAAUGAAGAAUGUAAAGAAGACGAAAAAGGUGAAGAUAACAGUAAGAAGCUAGUAGAAGGUGAAACAACUGGAGAUGAAUCUGAAGAACCUGGAAAGGAAGAGGUGGAAUCUGGUGAAAAUGAAUUGACUUGUGAAGAUUGCACAGAGGCUUUAACAACAGAGGGCGAGACUGAAAAGCAUGAAACCACAGAGGAAGACUCAGGACAGCCUGAAGCAGGAGAGAAUGAAACUGAUGAAAGUGACAGCAGGGAAGAAUCUGGAGCAGAAGGUACAUCUGCAGGAGAGGAGGCUGAAGAAACUCAAACGGGAAAGGUGGAAUCUACAGAUGAUACGGAAGAUGAAUCCGAGCAAGAUGAAGGACAGAAUGCUGUCAGUGAAUCAGAGACUAAUGCCAACAAACCAGAGAGUGGAUGCCAAGAAAGUGAUGUCACUUGUCAAGAAGAUACUAAUGAUGCUGAUGAUGUAGUGGAGCUUAAACCAGGAGAGGAUGAGGACGUGGAGGAAAAAUCAGAAACCAAAGAAGAAAUCAGAGAAAACAACCCAGAGGAUGAUGUUACACAAUGUAUUAACAUCCCAGAUGGAAGUACCGACGCUUCUGAAAAGGAGGAUGAGGAAACCGAGACACCCAAUGAAGACUGGAGUGAAAAAGAGGGAGAUUCAGCUGAUGGAGAAGACGAAGCAGAGGAAGACUCAGAUGAACCAGAGGAAGAAAGUGGUGACAUACAGCUUCCUUUGGUUACCAGCAAGAUAGACAAUCAAGAUGUAGCUAAUGUAGUACCUAAGAACGCGCUAAAGCCACUUGAUACUUUGAUCAAAGAGACCGCAGAAUCUGAGGACGGCACUUACGCUGACAUUGAAGAUUCAGAGCCUGAAAUAAACAGCCAAGAUGACAUUAAAAGCCUUGAGACAAAGAGUGUGAAAAAGAAGUUGUUUUGAAUUGACCGUGACUCUGCCAAAGCUGAGGGUGACUGAUAGAGAGUGAGACAUGGGAGAAAAAAAUGAGGGGUAUUCUUAAUAUUUUAGGUUAGGUCUCCUAAAUGAAAAAAAGCAAAAGGACUGAUGUAGAUUAUCCUAAAUCUAAAGUAGCACUAUUACGCUCUAGUUAACAAGCACUAAACAUGAUAAGCACACAAGAUGAGAUACUACAGCAAAUUUUAGUAUCUGCAGAACACAAACUGCUCAUGCAAAAAUAUGAAAAACUUGAAUGUAUAUAAUGCAUAUCUAAACUAAAUCAUAGAGUAUUUUAUUACAUAUAACCUGCAAUUCUGAGCCUUAGACAGAACAUGGCACUGUUUAUGAGCUAUGCUUUCCAAAACUUGACAGUAUGGUUCUGUUCCUGUGAACAACUUACAAAUGUCACACGUGCACACACAUACUGUAAUUUUUGUCAGAAUUGCUGCAGUUCUUUUACAUGUUUUGCUGCUUAACAUUUUUUGCAGGAGUGUGGGUGUUUUUGAAUGAAUCCUAUUUAAUCAAAUAGGUUUUGAUUCUAUUAUAAGCAUGCAAAAAAAUAUGUAAUUUUCCAUAACCCCAAAACUGUUGGGGUGCUGUGUAAAAAAAGAAAAAAGUUCUUUAAAAAUCAAUUGAGAUCUUUAUUUAUUUAUCAGAUUUUUGAAAGGUACAAUUCUCAGGUUCAGUAUAUUUUGUCUUUGAACCUUUUCUAAUCAAUUAUAAAUGCAUUCUGGCUUCUACCUGUCUUAUACAGUACCCACACUUUUUUGGAAAAAAAAGUUGUAAAAUAAGUUUUCUCAGCAACCUGGAAAAAACUAAUAAUAUUUAUUUAUGUGUUUGGUGUACUGCUGUGUAUGUAAUGUACUCUUGUACUUUAGUGUUGCAUAUACAGAGCAAAUCGGUGUAAGCAGAUGGAAAUCUCUCAAAAGGAAUGAAAGUCAGAGCUGGUUUUUAUGUAUCACAACAUCCUGCCCUUAUGUAUUUUAGAUGAUUCAGCUGUAAUUACAUGAAAAAUCUACGUGAUUUUCUGUGGUACAGGGAAUUACCUUUGCUCAGUGUACUGCACAUAUUGAUAUUAAACAUACUUGAAAGUAA
Messenger RNA from Oreochromis niloticus (Nile tilapia), 8135 nucleotides. It is a transcript of the gene rp1l1b, whose product is annotated as rp1 like 1b. The record is from RefSeq and is a predicted model, not a curated record. Lineage: Eukaryota; Metazoa; Chordata; Actinopteri; Cichliformes; Cichlidae. The transcript has a single exon. Gene Ontology annotation, cellular component: axoneme. Bases 135 to 7025 code for a protein of 2296 amino acids. Gene Ontology annotation, biological process: photoreceptor cell development; retina development in camera-type eye; axoneme assembly.